AUGGCACCACACCUUCCCUCCUUCUCAUGGUUGGUCUCCAUACUGCUGGCAGCAUGGAGCUGCGUCGUGAUCGCGGCAGAUGGCACGGAAGACGACAUCAAAUCGAUACCCCUGCGCACGCACAGCAUAGCAUCGCCGUACCUCGACUACGACAUGCAAUCGCGAUGGUGGGACUAUGGAGGCACGACUGUGAUCCGAUCCGAUAGAUAUGUCCGCCUAACAGGACAAUACCCAUCGCAAUCCGGCUGGCUGUUUAGCCGCGUACCUCUGACCGCAACCAACUGGGAGAUUGAACUCGAGUUCAAGAUUGGUGGAACGGGGAGUCUGCACGGAGAUGGAAUGGCAAUGUGGGUGACAAAAGACCGGGCGGAGAUGGGAACGGUAUUCGGCAUGAAGGACAACUUCGAAGGACUGGGCAUCUUCUUCGACACCUACAAGAACAACCGGCCGGGUGUGGUGUUCCCCUACAUUAUGGCUAUGCUGGGUGAUGGAAAGACAACGUACGACAAGGAGCACGACGGCAAGUCGAACGAGUUGGCGGGCUGCUCGGCGCGAGGACUUCGGAAUGCGGAUGUCCCUACGAAAGCCAAGGUCAGGUACUUCCAGGACAAGAAGUUGACGCUGGAGCUACAGUACAAGAAGGAGGAUGAGUGGAUUCCGUGUUUCGAGGUGGCGGACGUCAAGUUGCCGUCGGUGACAUACUUGGGCUUCAGCGCGGAAACAGGCGAGCUGUCGGACAACCAUGACAUUAUCAAGAUCGACACCAACAACCUGUACUCUCCAUCGGGUUCUGUUGGUACGGGUGAUGCCAAGGCGGCGAAGAGCGCGUUCACGCCUCCAAAGGUGUGGGCGCGACCCGGAGAAGGAGGAGGCUGGCGCUGGUUCUUUCUCAAGUUCAUCCUGCUUGGGAUCUUUGUGGUGGUGGCCUAUGUCGGAUGGACAGCAUAUCGGGCACGGCAGAGAGACAGGUUUUGAAGCGGGUGAAGUUGGUUGAUCGCGACUAUGUAGACUUGCUACGCCCUCACAUAUCUCAAAAGCAUCAGCAAGCAUUGUGUAUG
This is a messenger RNA of Zymoseptoria tritici IPO323, 1058 nucleotides long. RefSeq lists its product as uncharacterized. Gene Ontology annotation, molecular function: D-mannose binding. Gene Ontology annotation, cellular component: endoplasmic reticulum-Golgi intermediate compartment; COPII-coated ER to Golgi transport vesicle; Golgi membrane. Bases 1 to 975 code for a protein of 324 amino acids. Gene Ontology annotation, biological process: endoplasmic reticulum to Golgi vesicle-mediated transport; Golgi organization; endoplasmic reticulum organization. Lineage: Eukaryota; Fungi; Ascomycota; Dothideomycetes; Mycosphaerellales; Mycosphaerellaceae. The record is from RefSeq and is a predicted model, not a curated record. The transcript has 2 exons.